AAAUGAGAUUGUUUAGUGUAAUUUGUACAUAUCUGGCAUUAAUUUUUAUUGGUUUUGCAGUGGCUUUUAAAAGACAAAUGCGAGUUAUCGGUGGCACAGAUGCUAAUAUAAUGGAAUUUCCACAUCAAGUUUCACUGAGAUUAUUUAGUAAUAAUAAGCAUUACUGUAGUGGCUCCAUAAUUACUAAUAAGCACAUCCUCACAGCGGCUCAUUGUCUUUACCGUUUGGAAGCUUACUAUAGCGAUACAAGAAUUUACACGGGAUGUACAAACAGAAAGAAUACUACGGGAUCCUCCUACAGGAUUCAAAACGUCUUUAUUCAUCCUCAUUUUACUGGAGAGUUGAUAACUUCGUCGAUGUUUAGACACGAUAUCGCUAUUAUAGAGGUUGUGGGGGUCAUUGAAUUUUCCGAAAUACAAAAGAUGGCCAAACUUCCAACGCGAAAGAUUCGUAUUGGCGAAAUUGCUGAAGCUAGCGGCUGGAGCUUAACAUCUCCAACAUCAAAUACAAUCUUUAGCAUAUUACAAAAAGCUCCUAUGAGGAUUAUGAGUAAUAUUGAAUGUAUGCAGAAAAAUCCAAUUAAAUUAUAUAAAGGGCAGUUUUGUGCGUUUUUGCAACCCGGUGUUGGAAUAUGUACCUAUGAUAGUGGUGGCCCCUUAACUAGUAAUGGCAUAAUUAUUGGAAUUAUUUCAUUCUGUGUUCCAUGCGCAGUAGGCUUACCUGAUGUAUACACUGAUAUUUAUUAUUAUCUUGAUUUUAUUAAAUCCAUAACGAACAUUUGA
Messenger RNA from Ceratosolen solmsi marchali, 782 nucleotides. Its product is annotated as chymotrypsin-2-like. Lineage: Eukaryota; Metazoa; Arthropoda; Insecta; Hymenoptera; Agaonidae. Gene Ontology annotation, biological process: proteolysis. Gene Ontology annotation, molecular function: serine-type endopeptidase activity. The transcript is spliced from 4 exons. Bases 3 to 782 code for a protein of 259 amino acids. The record is from RefSeq and is a predicted model, not a curated record.